AUGGUCUGUGCCUAUCCGCCUACAUACUCAGAUGAACCACCUGCUAUAGAUGAUGGCGAUGACGGUGGUGGUAGCUACGGCAAUAUUGGUGGUUAUGGUUUCGGUUCGACUAUAGAAUUGAGCGAAAAAAUACGGCCCACCAUAAAGACAGUUACAGCUGCUAAUGCAUCACCAACAAAAGGUAGCAACACAAAGGAUUCAACAACAAAACAAUCAACCACACAUAUGCAACCAGCAUUUGCCUAUGAGGCAACUGUGCCGCCGCAUGUUGAACAAAAUCCAUUGAAAGACAUUUCAGUCGCUACUAAUGUCAACAACAACAAUAACAACUACAAUGCUGAACAGGAUGGAGAAGCAUCGAAAAAAAUUAUUGGCUCCAGUGUUGUUACAUCCGUAUCUGUCAUUCUAAAUGGCAACGAACCUGAAUUCACUGAUGCGGUUGGUCAAAAAGUACCCAAACCACAACCAUCAUUACAAGUAGCAAGUCCAAUUAAUUUACUAAAUCCAGAUCGCUAUGAAUUCUUCACAUUCGAUGAAAAUGGUGAAUUAGUAAAACGCCUGAUGACUAUGCAAGAAAUUCAAAGUAUUGUUGCAAAUGGUGAUGGUGAAGGUCCAACCAUUAUACACACUCCACCUCUAACAGAACGCGAUCCAGAAAAAAAUGUUGAAGAUAUUGUCAACAGUGUGCAGACUGUGCUUAAUAAACAAGUGGAAUCAUCGAAAAAUGUGACUAAAGAUACUUUACCAGUUUUAGACACUCCAGACGUAUCAUCUUCUUGGUCCUUAAUAUUGCCAGCGAUAUUUGGUAAUACUGGUGGCGAUAUUUUCCCACAACAAAAACCACAACAAAUUGUUAUGACGCCAGAUUCAGAGCUUGUAGAAACGUCGACUAAAUCUGCACCAACACGUGUCACCAAAAAACCACAAAGAAAGCGUAAGCCCGGACAAAAACGUAAAACAACAACAGCGAAGCCAACACCACAAGUUGUACAGGAAGAGCUAGGACCACUCGAAUCAGUUUACACCGGCAUUGAACAAUAUCAAAAUAUCGCUUCAAAUAUGCAAAACUUUGAAGGUUUCUCACAAAUGCACAUGCAACCGAUUUAUGAACAAGUACCUGAAACUACCACCAAACGAGUCUUUGUCAAUAAUCAAGAGAUGAUACAGACAACUGUUGAUAUGAAACUUGCAACCACCACAGAGAAAUUAGUACUUCAUGAUGAACUGCCAAAGAAACCUACUAAUGUUGGACACAAACAUCCACCAGUACAUCAACAUAAGAAACCCAAUAAUGGUGAAACCACUAGUAAGCCAGUACAUACAAGCACUACCAAACGACCUCAAGUUACACACAACAAGCAGAAAGUCAAAAAGAAGCCUACAACUACAACAACUACUCCAGUACCAACAACAAUCACUACAACUUCAACAACAACAACCACUACAACAACAACGACGACAACACCUGCGCCAACUACAACCACAACGACAACUCCACUACCUAUCACCACAACAGCAACACCACCAGCUUCAACAACACACAAAAAGAAGCGUAAGAAGCCAACACGCCAACCUAUACAUAGUUCCACAAGUACCGGCACACACGUCAACUCUACAACUACUGGUAUACAUGGCGCACCCACGAAGCCUCAUCUGACCGCUAAUAAACGCAAACCUACAUCAAAACCAGGACUACAGAAGCAUAAGCCAAAGCCAACACAUCAAAUACAUGACAAUAAUAAACAACAUCCCGAUUUAGCAACAUCUUCAACGAUCAACCAUGAAACCGCACACAAACAACAACAGGUAGGACACCGUAAGCGACCACGCCCACACAAGAAAACCACUACUACUACCACCACCACAACAACAACUGCAGCACCCGUUAUUAUUGAGGAACAACCAGCUUCAAAUGAACCAAUAUUGAUUGUUGAACAGAACUUCCCUGGCCUUAGUCCACAGCUUUCAUUAUCAACAAAUCCAAUACGCUCUGGCAUUAGCACAAAGAUUCCUACUGCAGAGGCAACUACAAGCACUAAACUGUACACAACAACGACAAAAGCAACAACAAUAUUCCACACCCCAACUCCAGCAACUUCAACAUCAUUCUUUGCUGUUACUUCUGGUUAUCCCGUACCAGUUUAUAAUGUAGAGCAAGAACAGGAGAUAACUGAAGUGGAAUUCGAUAACACGAAAAAGGAAGAACUGCCAUCAUAUGCUAUUAUUCAAAAUAAGGUAGACACAGCUCAGAAGCCACAGCAGCUUGCCGAUGAAGAUGUAAAUGCACAUAUCUCGUUUGACCAAAUUGCACAGAGUCUUAAAGAUGACGCAGUCACUAAACCAACUGAGCCGACAUAUGAACCAAAACCAACUACUCCACAACAAAAUUAUAAUACCGCAGAGGAAAUAAAAGAGACAGCUACUAAACUACAUACAACUAUUGCACCAGCCAUUGCACCAGAGGUUACUACCACUCUAAGUCCACUCACUCUCUAUUUGGAGAGCAGUACGAAGACUUCGCAUUUUGGCGAUGAAGAGGGUAUGACCAGCCGUCCAUUUUCACAUACAACUUCAUAUCCUGAAAGUGCUGAGGAAACAACGAUUAGUGAAGAAGAUAAUACGCCUAUUGUUGUCAUCACACCACGUCCACAUUACUUCGCCAUAACAAGAAAACCAGAACCAUUGUCUGAUCAAACAAACAAGAUUGAGGAAUCACUGGAAAGCACAACAGUUCCACCAAUCUUUGCAGAUUCAGCCUAUACCACUGUUUCAAGUGCCGAAGAAGAACACGAAACUUAUGUUACCACCACUGAAAAAUCAACAGUUGUUCCAACUUACUUCCAAGCUUCAUAUGAGGAAGAAAUGAAAACAACUAUUGCGGAAGCUCCAAGUACAAAACGCACUACGCUGCCAGCACAAGCAACAAUUAGCUAUUUCAACGAUGUGGAUGAGACAACUACUGCUGCAUAUACCGAAAAGUAUCAACAGGAAACCGAAACUAACUAUGAGUCAACUGAAAGUGAUAAUGAAGAUUCGGGUUAUACAACACAAUCUUUCCUCAGGUUACCAGUUGCAGUGCCACAAAAAAUUGAUAGCAUUUUAGCUAAUGAAGAAGAUACCACAGAUGUAGCUCCAUUAAUAGCUGAUCUCAAACCACACCUUAAUAUGGAACUGAUUAAACCAAUAGAACCCAUUACAAUGUCCGACUUCCAAACACAAGCUGCAACAGUUGCUUCAACUCUAGUAGAUGGUUCCAAUACUUUAGCCGCGGACAUAAUUAUGAACUCCAACGAAACCAAAGAUGAAUUGGCUUUCCUUAUGUCCGAUGUCAUACAACAGAUUUCAAAUCAAGAUCAUUAUAAGCCAGUCAAUGAAAAUGACAACCGUCUAACAAACUUUGCGCAACUUAAUUCCUCAUUCCUUUUGAAACCAAUUGUCGUUUCUAAUACACAACAUAAAGCAGAAGUACUUACGGAUCCCACUAAACUUAGUGAUGAAGAUCAGCAAUACGGACAGCAAACACAUCAAACACUUCCUAACAAAACUCCAGUAACACAAACCACAGCUCCAAACAAAAAGAAUCCACUUUUAGAGGCCACAACUUCAACUGAUAAAAUACACACAGCAAGUGUAGUAGUAGACAAAGAAAAGGAAGAGGGAUAUGUGCAGAAUGUUAAGAAAGUAAUUAGCACUACAGCGGCGCCAAUAUUUGAUGAAAAAACUACAACAUUUAAAGUACCCAUUCUGUCCCUUUCUCAAAUAUACGCACAACAACAAGAAGACGAAGAUAACAUGGAAUUAUUGUAUGAGAAAGAAAAGGACAAAACUACAGAAUCUUCUGUGAAGUUGCAUAAGCCUGAGACUUUUGAAAAUACGGAAGAAACAAAGAAAGAAGAGGUUCAAGCUGCUAACGAUUAUACGAAUGCAAGUAAAGAGGUCACCUCGAGUGAAAAAGAAAGUAUUGAAAAAGAGAGUGGUGAGCCAGAGAGCACUGAAAAGGAAGAAUCUACUGAAAUGGCAGAAACUAUUUCAAAUCAACUACAAAACAACAAAACUGAACCCGAAGUUGAUAAAACUGUAGCAAUGAUAAAUGUUAUAAUGCAUACACCACAGGAACAAUUCACGACUGGUGAUUUCAGUCAGACAACGACUCCAAUACCUGCCAAAAAAGUUAUUUCUGAAGAAGAAGCACCACAGCAGAAUUAUGCUAUCAUGAUCAAUGCUAACGAAAACUCUGACGAACUACAAACCGCAGCACAAAACUAUCUGCCAGCAUCCAGCGAAAAUAUUAACAAUAAGGAUUCUGAAGAAGGGCAAUAUGCAACAAUGAUAAAUUCCAAUGAAAAGGAUGUUAGUACCAGCAGUAAUGAAACACCAAACAAAGAAGAAUCAAUAGAAGAACCAGUAAACUACCAACAACAAGCAAGUAACACUGAGAUCGAUAGUGCAACAAAUGCAGCCAAUAUACAACCACAAUAUAUUGCACAUCCAACUCCAAACACAGAAUAUGAACAGCAAUCAACAAAUGCAAUUGAAGUAACCGAAACUAUUGUCUUAAACUCACAGGAGGAAUCAGGCUCAGAAUCUAUAGAAGAAUCGACAGAAAUACCUGGUCAAACCACUGUUGUACUAAACGAAUCAGAUAUAGUGUUAAGUGCUGAAGAUGCCACAGAAGUUUAUGAAUCCACUACUUUAAGAAAUCAGUAUGAUGAAGUUAAGACAAGUAUUGAAGAUGUAAAAGAGCAAACUACUGAAAUUUCAGAAGAAACUGACACUGACAAUUCCAAUGAGGACCCAUAUGUAAAACUUGGUGAAACUACUGCUAAGCCUAUUCAAGAGAAUAAGUUACCAGCCAGCUCAUAUGAUUCUGUUGAAGACUCACUUAAAUCAAAGCCCGAAAAUGCUUACGAUACAUCCGCCUCCACACAAUCCGAAGUUACGUAUACUGAUUCAAUACACUCAACGCAACCACAGCAAAUAGUAAGCACUACCAAAACAACAACAACUGUAGUGCUGCCUGCAUCAAAUUACGAUGACCAAGCCGAUGAAGAAGACUUAGCAGAUCAAACAACUUACCAAGUACCAAAAUUACCUACUGCAGAGAGCACUUCAAGUACCACCACUACAACUACAAAGACAACUACAGCGAAACCUACCACAAUAACGACAAGACGCUUGAAUACAUUAAAACCAGUCUCAUAUUAUAAACAGCCAUCCAUGACAGCUUAUCAUCAAGCAAGUCCACCAAAGGUUAUUGCUUACUCCGCAAAUACACAACAAAACCGUCCUAUGCAGCGUCCCGCCUCACUGAAUAAUUUAAUGGCAAGUUCAGCACAAGCCACACGUCCACCAGUUAAACUGGAGCCAAGUCCAAAUCACUCUAAAGGCUUGGAAGCUUCAACAGCAAGCUUAAGUGAAGACAUAACCGAGUUUGCAAAACUCUGCAAUGAACUGGCUUUCAGCUACUGGAAGUCCAUAACAUCAGAGAAGAUUAGCUCAGCCAGAAGUUUGGUCAUAUCACCAUUUGCAUUAACAUCUAUGUUAUCAAUGAUGUUCUUGGGUGCACGCGGUGGAACUUCUGGAGAAAUGAACGAAGUACUUAGGUUAGAUGAUAUGGUCACUUUUAAUCCGCAUCUCGUAUUCAAAAAUAUAACUGAGUCCGUAGAGAGGGCAUAUGAUAGCGAUAUUGCAACAACUGCUUUUGUACGUGAAAUAUUCAGUGACCGUGCAAAUGGCAAAAUACUACAAUUCUUCAAGGAGAAGACACAGCAACUUUACGCAGGACAUGUAGAAGAAGUCAAUUUCCAUGUGGUCAAUGAUAUAAUACGCAGACGUACAAAUUUAUUAGUGAAACGUCAUACAAUGGGUAAAGUUUUAGAGUAUCUGCGUACGAACAGUGUUUGGGUCAAUGGACCAUUAGCAACAAUUUCAGCUAAUCUCUUUCAAACUGAUUGCUCGCAUGGUUCUACCAGUGAACGUGAUGGUGAAAUGUUCUUCCAAGUACAUCCAACGGUGCGACAACGUAGACUCGUGCCCAUACCAGCUGUACUCUACAAGAGUGGUUUUACUGCUGGUUAUGAACCAAAAUUAGAUGCAACUAUUGUAGCUUUUGGACGCCUGGAGGAUACUGUCAGUACAAUUUAUGUUAUGCCUGGACAUCAAAGUUCUAUUUCUCCAACAGAUAAUUUGGAAUUAUUCGAAAAGGAAUUAAUUGAAACAGCCUUUAGUAAAAAUGCUUGGAGCAAUAUACUCACUUCAUUGAUGGAUCGCCCUGGCAUGGAAGUACAACUACCACGUUUCUCACAUCGUUCAUUUGUGAACGCUUCACUUGGUUUACAAAAAAUGGGUCUUAAGGGACUUUUCAAUUCAGAUUUAGCUGACUUACGUGGUCUUACUGGUACUGGUAAUAAAGACAUAUACCUCUCCGAUAUGAUACAAAUUAAUACAUUCAGUACUUGUGGUGAGGAGAAAAUUUCUGAUCAUCAUCAUGUUGAAAUGUACCCCGCACCACCACUACGUAAACGUAACAAAGAUGUUGAUGCCACAGAUGAUGAUGCCUAUGACUCAUCAGAGUCUGUAAUAGACUUCGGUUCUUUAGUGCAUGAAUCCGCUUUAGGACGUGGUUUUUAUGAUGAUUUACUUGAUCCAAAAUACUUAGAACUACCAUUGCCAUUACGUCCACGACAGGCGCGUGUACCGGAUGCGCCUAGAUUACGUUUCGAUAAACCAUUCCUUUAUUUUGUGCGCCACAAUCCAACAGGCAUGAUACUCUUUAUGGGUCGCUUCAAUCCCAGAUUAUUGCCAUGAACUUAAUAGCAUUUUAAUUGCGCUUUUUUACCGCUUUAUCACGAGACUUUUCAAUUACAGGAAUCCUGCCCUUUCAGUAGUUCGUGCCCUCACCCCUACUCUCUCACACUAAUCGAUUUAUUAAUUGAUUUGCCAGAUUGCAAGUCAAAGCGCUGCCGCAAAUUUAGCAAA
Molecule: messenger RNA, 6978 nt
Organism: Teleopsis dalmanni
Lineage: Eukaryota; Metazoa; Arthropoda; Insecta; Diptera; Diopsidae
Product: mucin-2
Exons: 2
Coding region: 1-6807 (2268 amino acids)
Molecular function (GO): serine-type endopeptidase inhibitor activity
Source: RefSeq, a predicted model, not a curated record